CAGCAGUAAACAACAUGGCGGAUAAUUUGGAGAUAGAAUGUAGCUCCUUCAAAACCCCUAAGAUUAUCUUAAAGAGUCCUCAGGAUUGCGUUGUGUGAUUUUAAUCUGUUAACGGAUGGGAUCAGGAAGCUCAAAGGGAAGUGCAAAGGUGGUGGAGCUUUAUAACCCGGGAAAUAAUUGUGGCUCCAAACGUAAGAACGUCGAACAGAACGCCACAGAAUCUCAAAAAAUAACCGAUGGCUUUGAUGAAGGGAAGGUUACAUUUACUGCGAAAGCUUCGGCUUAUGAUGCACUGAAAACGAAAGAGCAUUCAUCAGCUGUUGACGAGCCAACAUCAAGCUCAGAUUCUUUGUUAGCUUCCUUCAGUGAACAAUAUCCAGCUAUUGCCCCGACUUUCAGCCUAACAAGGGAAUAUUACCAAGGUUUAAAGGAUGCUUUGGAUGGUAACAAGCUGCUUUCACCCCCAUCACUUGGUUAUGCCAACGGAUUGUUCAGUGUGUACUUGACAUACAAGAAACCGAGCAACAGAUUUGCUCUAACAGAGUUUGUUGUUGCUUUAGGAUUUCCCAAGCUAGCUUAUAAUGUUGUCAUUGAAUGUAGGAAAAAUUACCCGGAACUUACGACGUGGGAUAGAGUUAAACAAAAUGGAAAGGACAACAAAGAUGAAGAGACGGAACAAGAACAGCAAGGGAAUGAUGUAGGACAAAGUACUGCUGUAGAACAAAAACCCAGCAUUACUUCUGAACAAGAUAUGUUAAAUAUUGUGACAGAAGGAAAUGACACAGCACAGGGGACAGCGGGGGAUACUCUUGUACAGGAGAAUAAUGAAAAUGUUGAUGAGAAAGGUGAACAAUCUGUGGUAGAGAAGGAGGAAGAGGAACCUGUAAGCCAGGUAAUUGAUUGGGUCUUCAAAAAAGUUAAGGACUCACAAUGAUGAUUUUUAUAUUCAGUAUGCUAUAGUAAAAUCUCUAUUUCCAGGAUUCACUCUCUUCUAUCAGACUCAGAAAACAGUAUGAACCUGAAAUACUUCAGGAACACUGAUUUUGUAGUGACAGAUAAAAACAUAGCCUGCAUUGCAGACAUAAUCUAACCUCAGUUAGUAACGUCUGCACAGGAGUGCUGAGAUCCUUGUUCUGGGCCCUCAGCAGAUUCAACAAAUUACUGGAAGUACAUUUUGAAUUUCCUUUCAUCUUGAUUGGCAAAUCAACAAUGCAUUUUUAACAGGCCAAUUAUGGCAUGUUCUCAAAUCCUGGUACACAGGCAGGGCCCAGAACAACGAUUUUGGCGCUGUUUUGCAGACAAACUUAACCAGAAUUUAGUUUUGUCUCCGGCACAGGCUAAUAAAAACAAAGAUCCGGAUAAACAAGCAAAUCACUACUCGUCUGCAUUAUAGGCUCCCAGACAGUGCAGAGGAGCUAAAACUUGUCUCUCCCAAGCCUGCUAAUACAGCCAUCUCUCCUCAAUCCUCAUCUGUGCCUCAAUGACAGAAGUGCCAUACUGAUGGCAAAAAUUUAUGUUUACAUCAUUGAAUCUGCUCAUCAUGGAGUUCCAAAUGGAAAUUUGUUAGAUUUUACUUUGUAUGUUUCUCCUGGUCUAUUAUCAUUUUAGUUUUGAGUUCUUCAGUGAAAGAGUCUCAGCACAAAUCAAAUGGUUCUAUACAUGUUUCAUGAAUUGACUCUUUUGCAGUAGAUUAAUCACAUUUUCAUUUGACCUUUGUGACUCUUUGUCUUUUUGUGUCAUUUGUAAAUAAUACCUAAAAGCAUAUACAAUCAUACUGUAAUAAUUAUAAUGAUCUUAACCAAUCAGAGCUCCUGGCCUGGUUGUAGACAGACCUUGCAUCAUCAAUUUGUCUGUUGUUGACGUGUGAAUGUCUCUCCUGUGAAGUGUCCCUAGCUUAGAGGAGCAGGGAGAGAUCAUGUUACAUGGUUGUAUUCACAGGCAAGCCUCUCCUCAGACCCCACAAGGUUUUCCCACCUGUUUUCUCAUUCCUCUUUUUCCAAGGUCUUGGAUCUUUGAACAGGCUACAAAACUACAAAUUGAUUACCCUUGCUUUUUGUGGUGAUUGUUGUCUUUCUUGCAUGAACACAACUGCAUUCCAGAAUAUUUCUGGUUUUCACAGUUUUGUUAGUUUUCACAGUAAGUCAUUUAAUUGUCAUCAGCUCCUUUAGUCUGGCCUGUGGAUCAGUGAUUUACAUGGCAAAGUUAAUUUAUUUUGCUACCUGAGUUGGUUGUGUUCUUUUUAUAGUCAUGCAAGAAAAAUACAUUACAUUUGGCCACAUACGGUAAUUUAUCCUUUAUUUACCAAACCUGUUCAUUCAAGAUGUCUUUAAUAUACACAGUGUAUUGGCUUCCUCCUUUUUGUCAAUGUUCAUGUAAAAUACAGUACAAUAACUUUGACCUCAAGUUUGGGGGAUAAUGCUUUUACUGUAAUAUACUGCAGACACCAACCCUUGGAAAUACGGUGAUCAGUUACACCUUGAACAGCAUGAUACAGUAUAACUGUAUUAGCCGAUCAACAUCAUUUGUGGUUGUGCAGUGAUCAUCUUGAGAAAAUAAUGUUGUUCUGGCUUCAGAGCAGGAGAGCUUUUAUAGAGCAUUAAGGGAGUACUGACUGUGUUUAAUGCAAUAAUCACAAUACCUUGAAUUUUGAUCUUUGACCUGGCUCAGUGAAUAUGCCUUUGUGUCAGGCCUUCUUUUAUCUUGUCCUCUUUUUCCUUUUAAAAUCUCCCCUCCCCUAUGAAUUCCUUAGGUACAGUACUGUAGGCUUGGUACUCAGGUUAGACCAGUUAUUGGCAGGCCUGAGAAGGGAGGGGAGGGGUUGGGAGGCUAUUAGACUUUAUCUACUUUCAUUUUCAACUCUCCAUGCAUGAGAACCAAACAGCAUUACAUUAUCUAAUUCAAGUCUGUUGAAUACCUAGUCUGACAUCUCCCCAAUUGAUGCAUUACAAGGUGGAGACCGCUGACAUUUUAGCCUAUUGGAUAUCAAUUCUUAUUCUUAGGUAUUAUUUAAAUUUAAUAAACAGCUUCUUUCUGCCUUUUUCCUUGUUUCCUUGCAAAUUUUCUAGGAGGAGAAAGAGAAGAUACAUGCCUUGAAGAUGUCACAGGAAAUCAUCUGUAAUCUUCUAAAGGCAGUUUUAAACUUUUCUGACCUUAAUGACAGUUUUUGCUUGGCUUGUAAUGACUCUGGUAUGGUGCCUCUGUUUGUUGACAUGAUUAAGGAACUGAAAGAUGCAAUUCCUGACCAAUUAAAGAAUGUGGUAAGUGUAUCAGUAAUAGAUAUGAUUUUUUCAUAAUUAUGAACUGUGAUAAUUUCAUGUUAUCAACAGCACCAGAUAACAACACCACCUAUUUAAUUGGUUAAUUGGAGUGAAAUUGGUAAGGUUCAGGAAAUUAUUAGAAUUUGGAUCCGGGUAAACCAUUUGAUUACCUAUUAAUAUCAUGGGUGCCAAAUUACACUCAUAAUUGUAAGGUUAAGACUUGUUUGUCAGAUCAAUUGAGAACUCCAUGCACUGAGCUUGAAUUUUGGCUUAAGUUCACAAUUUUCAGAAUUUUUCAACAAAAUGAUGACCACCUCCCAGUUCGCUUGCGAGCUCACUUGGUAAGAUUGCUGUAUCAGUAUCACAGGGGUCAGGGAUCCUGGUAAGCCUGAAUUUUUCAGUUUUUCUUUUCGCAACUGCAAAAAAGGGGCUUCCUUAAGCACAGAGUUCUGCUGUGUGUGAUAUAUUUUUUAUAUUUGUUGUUGCCAGAACUCCAAAACACAGCAACUUUCUAAGUACACAGUGCGAGGUAGAAUGCUUUCUUUGGCCAUGGGUGUCCUUCAUAACCUGUCCAAGCGUGUUCCAACAAGGAAGAGCUUUGCUGAUUGUCAGGCAAUAAAUGUACUCAUUCCACUCCUUAAAGCCGAAGUUAUGAUUUAUAGUGCUAAGAGUUUGCUUGUCCUGGCCUACUUAACUGAUGAAGAUAAUAAUCAUUUGAUAAUGGCAGAUGAAGGUAAUUAUUUUUAACUAUAACUGUACAACUGUGAAUGGUUUAAACCCAUGAGUGGUUUCAUAAGUAGGUGAGUGUAGUCCACUGUAUAGGACGUUUGUUAACAGUAACUGUUAUUUGGAAAACCUGUGACUCUGAGGAUGACUACUGCACAGGUUUUGAAAUGCAGCGUGCAAAGAAAGUAGUGUCCAAUAGCCCAGGGCUAGUGAAUUUUGCUAUCGGGCUAGUGAUGUUUGUUCUUAACUUGCCUGAUGGGCAAGUGCUGUUUUGGGGGAAAUUCAAAUUAGAGAAGAGUAGUAAUCAAUCCUGCUAAUCAAAAAGGGUUUUGGGGCUAGUUGAAAUGACUUGUGGGCUAGUACAUGUUAGCUAGAGCUUGCCCGAAUGGCAGGCUGUAAGACUAACUUUCUUUGCACCUAGGGAACGUCAGUUAAUAUCAAGAACAGUCCUAUUCAGGACUACACUCAUCUGGACGAUCAUGUUCCACUUAAAACUGUUCACCUUGUUCAUGUACAUGUAGCUUCUUACCAAGCCUAAACUCAUCAAUAGAGAUGAGCAUGUAGUGGGGGGAGUUGUGAGAUGGGCAUGGUGUGAGGCCGGUGGAGCCCCGAACUGCAGCCAAGUGCAAUGCAUAACCUUCAGUUGACAACCCUGAGAGUGGAAUCCACCCAAGCACCGUCACACUACUAACCAGUGGAACCUAACAUACUUGCCAUACAUGGGAUGGCUUGGUAGGGAGCAGAGAAACACUUUGUAAGUACGAGAUACAACAGGAAACGACACGCGGACGUACAUUGUAAUUGUCGGAUCUCAAUGGAAAGGUUGUAAAAACACUUGAACCCCUGCGAAGCAAUAAGGGAGCCUCUGAAUAUCUCUACGUGAGAGUACUGACCAGCCAUGUGUCAAGUUGUUAUAAAGGCACCUGUCUCAUUACAAUAAUCUCUUUCUAGACACUGCUAAGUCAUAGAACUGAUUACUUAAAAUUUGUUUCAUGUAACGUUGUAAUCACCCUCGUAGUCAAUGGUAACAAAACAAAACAGAGCCUAUUGAGCCCAUCCUAGUGGAACGGGGCCCAGAGGAGCUCAGCCCAGCCCAAUUCCACUCCUGGACUUAGCUUGUGAUAGACUUUCAGAUAGCGGGCGCGUAGUGAACCAAGCUCGUCCCCAGGGCCUUUCCCCUAGAAAAUGGAAAAAGCCCCGGGGACGAGGUUGAUAGUGAACUGAACAAGCUCAGCGAUGGCCAUCGUAGCAGGCGCUUGGAAGUAUUAAAUAGGCGCAAGAGAGAACGAGGUGCGCGGGGGGUGCGCGCCGCGUUCUUUAUACUUCUGGCAGGCUAGCCAAGUGAAAAUAAAACGUACGUGAUCUGCGGAAGACAGGUAGCUAUUCUAUUUGUUUUUUUCCGACCCGACGGUCCUGCCCCGGAGUCUCCAAAGUUUUCUUUUGUACCGUAUCUUACCCUGUCCUUUUAUUUCAGGUCCUAUCAAGUUUCUGAUUCGAUUGUUGAAAAAGUCACUGGGGAUGGUCAGACACAAAUACUUUGGCUUUUCGUCAGCAGAACUUGCUGACGGACUGACACAAAUAGCUGUCAAUGACAACAACAAGAAAACAGUAUGUCAGGCUUGUUCCUUUUGUACUCUACAGGUUUUAAACUUGAUAUUUCAGUCCACUUCAAAUCUUUGUUGGUAAGAAUUUUUUCUACCAGCAAGAGUUAAUGUACAUUUUAAGGUAGCUAGCCUCUCACCUUGACGUUCUUAGAGCCCUAAGUUCUAAGAACUUCUGCCUGGCAGGCUACAUGUAAAGUAUCGAGUCUCUGCGGUACUUACCAAGGCGAGUCGCGUUUCGCUCGCUUCACUAUCCCUGAGGAAUAAUGCGGGACUACUCGUAGUCUAACUUGAAACUUGCUUUCUUUCUCGUGAACUUUUCAAUUUAAUCUUUUGCGUCAAAAUAAAACAUAUUCUUUUUCUGUUUGUUAAAGGAUAUUCUUUGACGGGAAGUGUACGUUAACCACUCUCAUUUUGCGAAUCUACGAAAAUGAACGUCAAGCAUUGCAUUUUACUCUGAUUUAUUUAAGACUGGGUAUUUUUCGAGAACUUUUUGAAAAGUUAUUCAGUACAGCCUCGUGUAUUUAUAACACUCGUCUGAGAAAUAGACAUUCACUAUUAUGGAUGAAAUAGCAAAUUUAAAAAUUGCUGUCUAGGGACAUGAUUUUAACACGAAGGCGACCAGGUAACUGAUCAUUUGUGAUGUUAUGUUUGUAGAUCGUGCAAUGUGAAGCCAUUCCAGUCCUUGUGACUAUGUUACAAAAAGCGAAAACUGAGGAUGAAAGGCUAAAUGCUUGCAAUACAUUAUGGACAUUAGCGUUUGACGAAGAAAACAAGAAACAAAUUAGAAGUGACGAGAUUGCCAUCGCCGAGCUGCGAAAACUUUUGACAAGCGACAACAGUGAGUUAAAGAGAGCCGCUGCUGGUGCAUUAUGGGAAUGUGAGGGUAAACAGAGGCACACAGAGGAGAAGCAGCAAUUGACUUCUACAGAAGAAGGAGUGCAAAUUCGCUCGGGUAUAUCUUUAUUUAACUUUUUUUUAUAAAAUGGAUUUUAAAAAUGGGUUCUUUGUCCUGCGGAUUUGGGGCAAGUUCGUCAUCACCCGAUAGACAUAAUUUAUAUUAAGUUAAAGACAUGGAUUUCGUUGAACCAAAACGUUCACGUAUAGUGUAUUUACUGCUUCUAAGUCGCUGCGCUCACUGACGUUGUUCCAAACGUUACAGUUUUCUGAUCGGCGCCGACGUCCUUAGGGGUUCGUCCCGCGUUCCUGCCCCACUUGAACGCUUGACGAACCUGGCCUAAGAACGUCGCGUGGGAGGCUAGGGGUUUGACGGCGCUUCUCUUUUGGAUGCAAGACCAAACCGUAUCAGUGCUCAGGCAAGAGAGAUCAGUUAAUGGUAGUAAAGACAUGGAUUUUGUUUAACGAAAACAUUCACGUACAGUCUAUUCACCGCUUCUAAGUCGCUGCGCUCACUGACGUUGUUCGGAACGUUGCAAUUUUCUGAUCCGCCUAAGUUCUUAGGGGUUCGUCUCGUGUUCCUGCCCCACUUGAGCGCGUUACGAACCACUAAGAACGUCGUGUGGGAGGCUAGGCGUUUGACGGCGCUUUUCUUUUGGAUGCAAGACCAAACCGUAUCAGUGCUCAGGCAAGAGAGAUAAGUUCGUUGGAUCGAUUAGGAAUGCUGUGCAUACAAGGAUAACGCAUUUGUUACAUUUAUUACUCCUCGUUUUUUUCUCCAAUAAACGCUUUUAUUGACGUCCUUCAUAUGAACUGGCUCUGUAUGCUUUAACAAGAUUUACUGCAGUAUCCAUGUUAUACUUCGCAGUAUUUUUUCUUUAGACACCAAACAUGUGAUGAUCAGUUAUCAGUGGGACGUCCAAAAAUCCAUGAUUCAUUUGAAAACUCAGCUUCAGGAGCAAGGCUACAAAGUUUGGAUGGACGUUGAUGAGAUGGGAGGCUCUACACUGGAGAGUAUGGCCAGAGCUGUGGAGAAUGCAUCAGUCGUGUUGGUUUGUGUAUCUCAAAAGUACAAAGAGAGUCCCAACUGUAGAUCAGGUAGCAACCUACAUGUGUUCAGUCCCUUACACUCGCUCUCAUCCUUCUCUCUCGCGGCUGACGGCGUUUCUGUUUACUCGCACGUGCUUGCCACGCAGGCUAUAGCUACCUUUCACGUUGUUUGUGACGAUUUUUUCUGGUCAGUCACAUGUUCUAUAUGAUAUACUUUUGGGGUUGAACUAGUGAUGUUUUCCCAACAGAACAGCUUAUUUUCUUAGAAUCGCGAAGCCUUGUGUACAACAUUUCACCCCCUCCUUUUUUCCAAAAAGUGUUCGUUAAGCCUCGUAGUGUUUCGGAUUUAUUUAGCGCAAUUUUCUAAUGAUUUCAGUUAAUUUUGGGUGUUAUUAUGCCAUGUAUGCUAUCGUCUGCUUGAAAUCUUUGCUCUCGAAGUCGAAUUGGGAUUACUUUUAGUUCUACUAAACGCGAGAACCUAAAACUUGAACACGACACAGCGUGUGCCCGGUUAUUCUCUGCUAGCAAUAAACAGAAGCGCAACAGUGAUAGUCUCUGGAACUCUCACUGACAUACUGUUUUUUCCCCUUAACUUUAGAGGCAGAAUAUACCUACCAGCUUCACAAAGACGUUAUUCCACUGAUGAUGGAUUAUAAAUACAAACCCGAUGGUUGGCUCGGCAUCAUAGUGGGAGCUAAAUUCUGGAUUGACUUCACCGAAAAGCAUAAACUGGAUAGUAACAUUCAUGUACUCGUGAGAGAGCUAGGGGUCCGGGGAAAAGUAGAAGCACAGGAGACCCAAAAAGGUAAAAUAAAGGUGCAGCGUUCACUGUAGCUGUCACAGGUUACCUAAGCAUUUGUUGUCGUUGUAUUUCAAGGUUCAAUGUGUGGUAAUGCUGCACAAUAUUUCUGUUUGUUAUGUAUACCAUUGCCAUUAAUAUCAGUAAAGCUUAACAGCAAGCUGAAAUAUUGCAUUUGUUUGUUUUACAAAAUAGCCUUAAUUCUUUAUAUAGUUGCUGAAUUGGACGGAGUAAAAGCUGAUUUACCCGUUUCUUUUAGUCGAUAUUUUCGAAGCGAUUUCUUUUUUCCUAAUCUGCCUCCUUAUUGUUUUGGUCAUUGCCUCCGGCUGUUUAGGAAUUAUUUUUUCACGCUUUGUCGCGUAGCUGUUUAUUGUUGAUUCUGUGUUGAAAUGCAGCCGAGACUUAUGCUGAUGCUUUACCGAAUUUGGUUAAUGCUUCACCGGAUAUUGUUGAUGCUUCACCGCACACUUCCAUCAAAUCUUGGACACAUGAUGACGUAAGAAAAUGGCUUAAGGAAGUGGGUUUAGAAGACCGGUAAGUUUUAUUAGUCGUCCUGUUCGUCAUUUAGCCUCCUCCUUGCCAUUUCAAUCACCAACAAUCAGAUGGUUGACUUUUUUUGCAAACCUAUUAGAAGCUUUUUAUGCGACCACAAACAACUAAACUCCAGGAAAAUUACUCUAGUGAAAUUGCGCACGUUGGCAAAGUCGCUAUGAAGUUUGAAGGGACAAAGCUCACUUUGUUCGUACCUUCUUGGCGUGUUAGCCUCUUAACCUUCCUAAAUAACAAUGCCAGCAACAUGAUUAUCUUCUAGUCCUAUAACGUAUUGGCCUUUCUUUAAAUUUUGACUAGAAUCCAUUUCCGCACCCAACCGCUCCCAACUUCCAAUUUUAUGUCACAGUACAGUUGUACUUGGUGAGCAGUCAAAUAAUUCCGACGCGUUAAUGUGUAAUUUUCUUGUAGGCUUGAUCCCAAGGCUGUAAAGAAACUAGACGGUGGGAUGCUACUGCGGCUGCAAGAUCUUCGUAAGGAGGUAAUAAAAAGUAAUAAACAUGUAUAUAUUUUUUAAACGAACUCCUUUCCAUUUGUUCAUAUUUACCUUGUUGAUGAGCUUAGCCGGCUGUUCAUCAGGGCAGAGGAAUAAUUCUUGGUUUUCUAGUUCUAUCAUUUCAGAUUAUUCGCUGGCCUGAGAAAACAGGCGACAUUUCGCGAAUCCACCAGUGGUUUCCUCGCGAAAUAACAUCUGAGAAACGACUGCAGAUGACGUGUCACUACCCAGAUCUGGUUAGUGCCUCUCAUUGGCCUUGGUGCGAGAGAAAUUUGCCUCAACCAAUCAGAAGCACUACCCAGUUUUGUUUUUUCAUUUUACUUACUCGGCUUUAGACGGCUCGUAUUCGUUAUUAUAUCAUACUCCCGAUGUAUCGUUAUUUGACGAUAUCAUGGCACACUAGCUAGCUAACUAAAUAGGAAUUUUUGACCUCCCUUGCCACUUUGUCAUAUUUUUUAACUUCAAGUGAGUAAUUCCUAACAAAGUUACAGGACAUUGGCGGAAAUGAAUUAAGCACUCAGAGAGACCGCUGUUGAAUACACUGGAACCCCGUUUAAAUGGACACCGAAGAGAUUUCCUCUUGUUUAAGUCAGUAAUACUCCUUUUACUGGGACAAAUUGCUAUAAAGGAAAUAAAACAAUACCUAAGCAGCAAAUCCAAAGCUGUCAUUCCGCGGUCUAUGUCCUGGGAAACACUCAAAAGGCCCUCAUUUAUACAGUCAAAUCCCGUUUUACGGACACGCACUUUGUACGGACACCUCAUUAUUACCGACAGUUUGCUUUGUCCCUGGGGAAAGAAAGCCCUUACGUUGUCUCUAAAGUCAACCCGCUCAAUAUGGACACCCUGUAAAUACAGUCACCUUCUAUGGCCCUCUCAAUGUCUUUAUUACCGGGUUUGACUGUACUUUUUAUCAAAAUCAGUUCUCCGCGUAACUCAUUUUUGUGACAUGCAUCCUCCAAAGACCUAUUACAGCACAAAGGUCAGUCCGUAUUAGCGAGGUGAACUUUCUAUGAGAAUCUGUUGAUUGGAUAAGAGAAAGGUGUCCUCUGUCCGUAAUAAGGAGGUGUUUGUAUUCAGGGGAUGUCUGUAAAGCGGGCUUCGACCGUACAAGAAUAAUGAUUUUAUGAAUUAUUGCGUAUUCAUUGUUUCAGAGCCCAGAAUUCUUCUACUCUUCAGUCGAAAAAUUAAUCAGCAGCAAUUUGGACGGAGCAGAUAGCGUGUUUGAAGUACUUUUAUUCACUGAUGAACUGGAAAAAUUGAGAAAAUAGUUAGAACCUCCCUCCUUGUGAACCACCUAUGAGGAACUGCAGUCCGUAAUGCAAAUAGCUGAGCUUGUAAGCAUGUAUCAGGCCCGGUUCAGAAGCCGCUCCAAUCAUGUGCCGAACCUAACUGAUGAAUUAAGUACGGCAAAAGAGCGGCGUCUGAAUUAAUUUGGAACGGCAGUUUUAGUUUGGUGCGGCAAAAGCCUCAGUUAAGAACUUUUGUCGAACUUAACUUAGGCUCGACACACGUCGCGCCAGUGUCGCUCCAAAGUGGAGUUUAUUCAAUUAGGUUCGGCACUUGAAAAGUACGGCGUUUGAACCAAGCCUCAGUUAACCUGACAAGUGUCAUGUGACCGUAGCUAGAAAACCGGUCUACCCUUUCAAAGAGGUAAUGAGGAGCUAAAGCAACGACUACGGCGACGGCAACGUGAACGGCCAAAAAGCAAUAGGUUUGAUUAGCAAAACGACAACUUUGCACGUGCAUCACGCUCUUUUGUACAUGUCUUACCCUUCGUUGCACGACUACAACGUGAAAGUGCCUAAUUCCACGUUUUGUCAAGGACGGGAACACGAAACAACA
Messenger RNA from Porites lobata, 11217 nucleotides. NCBI's taxonomy places the organism in Eukaryota, Metazoa, Cnidaria, Anthozoa, Scleractinia, Poritidae. The record is from the annotation of a GenBank genome assembly.